GAGAACAUAAUGAAAUGAAUAGAGCAUUCGCAUCUGGUAGAAUUUAAUGAGAACGAUGACCUCUGCUCACAGCUGUCCGGUCCACUGCACAACCGACCCCGGCACAGGGGGAGAAGAAUCAGAGACCCCUCUUUUAGCGUGACCGCUUCUCACGGCCAUCAGAGUUCGGCCACAGAUUUAAAUUACGGACGUUUAAAAGAGGACUGCAGCUCGCGAAGCUGGAUUGUUGAAUACGAUUGUAUUCAUAAUUGCACUUGAUGCGCACGCCUUCAACCAAGUGUGGGUCUCCAGAUUAGUCGGUAAGGGAUUCGUGCAGCCGUAGCCGGUCGCUGCUGUCGUCAUAAUACCGCCCCAUCAUUCCCUCUUACGGGCUCUCUCAUUUCAUCUGGCGUGAUGCGAUCCCAGCGUUCCAGUGUGACCGGGAGGAAGGAGCGGAUGAAUGCGGUUUUUCUUUGCUGAAGGACCGUGGUUAACAAUAGAGAGUUUAACCAUCGGUGAUUGUUGUCGCGAGAGGCGGGAUAGCGGUUGUGCGGGACGCCCGACCCAGAUGCUUAGCCCUGGCAUAAUGGAAGAGUUCGUCACCGAAGAAGAGGAACCAUGGUACGACCAGCGAGAUCUGGAACAGGACCUGCACUUGGCGGCGGAGCUGGGGAAGACCCUGCUGGAGCAGAACAGGGAGCUGGAAGACUCGCUGCAGCAGAUGUACAUGACCAGCGAGGAGCAAGUGCAGGAGAUAGAGUACCUGUCCAAGCAGCUGGAGACGCUGCGGGCCAUGAACGAGCAGCACGCCAAGGUGUACGAGCAGCUGGACUUGACGGCGCAUGAGCUAGAGCUGACCAAUCAGAGCCUAGAGCAGGAGAGCAAGGCCUCCCAGGAGAAGAUCGAAAGGCUGACGGGGACCAUGGAGAUGCUGCAAGCGCAGGUGGACGCGCUGACUGCGCAGGUGGAGGAGCUGCGCUCGCUGGAGCAGCUGCGCUAUCGGCGGGAGAAGAGGGAGCGGCGGCGGACCGUGCACUCCUUCCCCUGCCUGAGGGAGCUCUGCGCCGCGCCCAGCAGUUUGGGGGACGGUGCGGGGGGCAGGCGUGCGGGGCGGGCCGACCGCUCCCCGCUGGAGGAGGAGAACGAGCGCCUGCGGGACAUGGUGUCGGCGCUGCGGGCGGCGAUGGGGGCGGAGCGGGGGCGGCGGGAGGGGGCGGAGCGCGAGUACGCGACCGUGCUGCAGGAGUUUGGCGGUCUGGAGCAGCGGCUGCGGGGGGCCGAGGGCUGCCGGCGGCGGGUGGGCGAGCUGGAGGCGGAGCUUCAGGAGAUGCAGCAGCUGUGCCGCCCCCGCGUGCUCGUCAUCCACCCCGCCCCCGAGACGCUGCUGAGCUCCGCCCCCGAGACUGACACGCCGGAGGACCCGCCCCCCGAGGGCCUGCAGGCCGCCAGCCCCGUGCGCAAGAGCUGCAGCGACACGGCGCUGAACGCCAUGGCGACGCGCGACGCGGCGGGACGCGAGCGGGUGGGCUACGCGCUCCACGCCCCCGCCGGGCCCCAGCGCGGCAUGUCCAUCCUGCGCGAGGUGGACGAGCAGUACCACGCGCUGCUGGAGAAGUACGAGGAGCUGCUGGGGAAGUGCCGCCGCCACGAGGACAGCAUGCGCCACGCCGGGGUCCAGACCUCCCGCCCCGUCUCCCGCGACCCCUCCCUGAAGGACGGCGCCGGAGCCUGCGGCCCCGCCCCCGGCCCCGCCCCCUUGCCACGCCCCGACGCGGAGGCGGACCUCCGGGGCCUCUGCAGCCAGGUGGAGUCCGUGGACAAGCGGCUGGGCCAGAACACGCCCGAGUACAAGGCCCUCUUCAAAGAGAUCUUCUCCCGCAUACAGAAGACCAAGAGCCACGUCAAGGCCUCCAAAACCGGCCAGAGCAGCAAGUGAGCGCCGCCCCCGCCCCCCCCCCCCCCCCAAAGCCCCAGCGCUUUCAGAGGAGGGCGGCUCUCCUGCUCAACCUGGAUCAACCUGCCGCUGCAACUCCAGGACUUUCCCUUUAAUGCUUCCCCCCCCCUCAUCACCUGCUGAAUCUGGCAAGAAUGGCCGAAGCUUUUCAGCACCAUCUCUUCAGGAGAGACUCCCCUCAUAAGUGCCAUUUGGCAGCCAUACACAAGGGAAGUGGCCACAUUCCCACUUUAAUUUGCAUAGUUACUAACAGUGAAAGUGAAUAAUGAAAAAAGGGUAUUUAAGACCACAGUGCACAGCCUGACAUCAGUUCAGUUUUCCCAGGAUAGACCUUAGUCAGAGUUAUUGCUUUGGGCUUCAGUUGCUAUAAAGAGGGCGUGGAGCCUCUGUGCACUUCCUCUGUUAGGAUUUUGUCUGUACAGCCGUUGUGAUUGUGGCCUAAAUGCUACCAUCUAGGGUAUAUAACCAUUAAGGAAACUCAAGCUGGUAUAAACAUUUUUAAAAUAAUUAUUAUAUGUACAUGGAAAUGAAUGCCAAGGAUGACCCAGAAUAUUUAUGCAUGGAAAAUGGACUUUGUGUCCAGUUCCUCUCUCUGACCUUUGACCUCUGGGGGUCAGUGCUCAGAGGAACACAGGGGUCGUCAAGCAAAAGGGAGGCUUACGGUGAGUUUUUUUAUUUAGUAAGGGAAUUCAGUGGAGAUAAAAAUCAUAAUAAAUUCAGUGGUGCUGACGUGAAGGGUGGGUGGGAUAGGGGCCGCGGUCUCUAUGACAAUGUGAAACCAUGACGACGCUGGCUCUGGGAAAUGGAUUCAGCUGUGCAGUCCAAGCCUUAAAGACUGUAAUUGGACUGGAGAUCCUCAAAGUGACUGUCUUUUUAGUUUUUUUUUUU
Anguilla rostrata (American eel) is the source of this 2821-nucleotide messenger RNA. RefSeq names its product cerebellar degeneration-related protein 2-like. The record is from RefSeq and is a predicted model, not a curated record. NCBI's taxonomy places the organism in Eukaryota, Metazoa, Chordata, Actinopteri, Anguilliformes, Anguillidae. The transcript has 5 exons. The coding region runs from base 440 to 1915 and encodes 491 amino acids.